AUGCACAACUCAGACGGAGACGAAGUUUGCAAAAUCCGUUUGCGAACGGAAGUGCAGGAGGACCGAUUGGACGCUUCAUCAUUGUUGAGAGUUCGCUCAUCGUCACCGAGUAAGCACUCGCUUACGUAUUCCUCGCCACAUACAUAUCUGAGUCCACUGUCUUCAAUUUGGGUUGAUCAACCCUCUGAGUCCUCUUCGCGACACCUACCUGUGGGUCCACAAAUUCCGUCAACAUUUUCCGCCCACACCGGUUUGAAUACAGCCGGAGCAGGAUCACAACAAACCGAGAAGAACCAAGGCUUACCCAUCAUACUCUCCUUUUUUUCCUUUCUUUUCCAUAAUCCCCCCCUCUGUCACAUCUGUUUAAAAGUGCCUGUCCACUCGUCACUUUUCUACUUCCCCUCCUUCUCUGAUAUUUUCUCUCUUCCUUUCCCUUCCCACUGGCAAAGAAUUCUCUUUCUUUCCCUCCUCCUUCUCCUUCUUUCUCUCUUUCUCUCUCUUUCUUUCUCUCCUCCCUCUUCUUCUGUCUCUCUCUUUCUUCUCUCUCUCUCUCACUCACUUCCUCUCUCAUAA
Acanthosepion pharaonis is the source of this 573-nucleotide messenger RNA. NCBI's taxonomy places the organism in Eukaryota, Metazoa, Mollusca, Cephalopoda, Sepiida, Sepiidae. The record is from the annotation of a GenBank genome assembly.